This is a messenger RNA of Myxocyprinus asiaticus (Chinese sucker), 1085 nucleotides long. RefSeq lists its product as uncharacterized. NCBI's taxonomy places the organism in Eukaryota, Metazoa, Chordata, Actinopteri, Cypriniformes, Catostomidae. The record is from RefSeq and is a predicted model, not a curated record. The transcript is spliced from 8 exons. The coding region runs from base 145 to 690 and encodes 181 amino acids.
CCAAUUGAUUGAUGAGCUCUAUUGAUUGCGGCACAAGGGGAGGGAGCACGCGACUACAAAAGAGAAGUUGGUGACAUUUGUAUCUACAUAGGCGGCGAAGCACGCAAAACCACCUAAAAAAUCAAGACUCCUACAGGAGGAGCCAUGUCUACUAUUAGAUUCGGGAGUAGUGUCGGGCUGUCUGGCGUCAACUCUGAAGAUCCAGAGCACAGCUGGAAGGAAGAGCCAGGAAAUGAAGUCCUGGAUGAUGCCAGUGACCCCAACAGGCUUGUGCAGUGCCCAUAUGACAGAAAUCACCAGAUCAGGGCCUCUCGUUUCCCUUUUCAUGUUCUCAAGUGCAGGAAGAACCACCCCAGAUUGGCCAGUGAAAUGAAGACCUGCCCCUUCAAUGCCAGGCACUUGAUUCCAAAGCACGAGUUUUCACAUCACGUAGCAAACUGUGAGGACAAGAGGUCACUGACUGCUGAAGAAGGGAAUAUAGAGGUGCUUAAGAAGUUCCAGGUGCCUGUUAAUACCUGGACAAACCCUUCACCCAAUGAGGACUGGGAAACAGAGGCUGAUGAUGAUGCUGCCACCUUUGUUUGGGGUGAAGCCAACAAUCAGCUUGCCCAAAACAAGCCAGAGCCAUCUACCACUAUCAGUUUAUCGGAUGGAUUGCGGGCACCUCGAACUCUUCCAUGGAAACUCUAAGCACUCUAACAAGGAUGCAUCACCACUGGACAAACGCCACAGGACAAUCUCUUACGUUUUUUAUUUUUAUAUUGAGCCCUGUGUGACUUCUAGCCUAACUAGUUUAAAAUGUACCCCUCUUUUAAAGUUUUUUAAUUUUGCAGUGCCUUAACCUUUUGAAUGUAUUACUAUUUUGCUUGUCUGUUUUCUAAAGCUUCUUUUAAUGCGUAACCUGUAAACGGAUCUGUUCCAUGUGCAGAGGUGCUGCUUAUUAAAUCCAGUAAUUAGUUACUUCAUCUGUAUUAAGAACCAUCAGUAUUAUGCUUUCUGGACUGCAUGCUUAAACUAUUGCAAUUCUUGGAAACGAUGACAUUAAUCCUACUCUGUACUGAUUCAAUAAAGUAUUCUUCGCAUGA